Salvelinus sp. IW2-2015 is the source of this 2587-nucleotide messenger RNA. RefSeq names its product adenosine deaminase 2-A-like. Lineage: Eukaryota; Metazoa; Chordata; Actinopteri; Salmoniformes; Salmonidae. Gene Ontology annotation, biological process: inosine biosynthetic process; adenosine catabolic process. Gene Ontology annotation, molecular function: adenosine deaminase activity. The record is from RefSeq and is a predicted model, not a curated record.
UAUAUUGAUAAGUCACCUUGUCCUAGAGAUUUACAUGGUUAUCAAAACAUCACCCCAGGGUAAGCCUACACAAAACAGCCCUGUGUAAGUGUUUCUAAAUUUACCUAAGGGAAAAAAUUAUGGUGGGAAAAUUAUCGGAACCAUUUCAUUGUUUGACUGCUAGGUUUUAUGGGUAUUGUGACACCUUCACUCUGGGGCUCUAUUGUAGCCGAUGCAUCUUGUAUCGGUUCCUUAUUUCAUCUAAUAACAUCUUCCUCUCAUGAAAAAAUAUAAUAAAAAGUUGCAUGGAGCAUUGACUCACCCAUAGCUAUUUGUUCCCAUCUAUCACAAUUAAAAGUGAUGCCGGAAAAACAUUGAAGACCAACUAUGUCCUUAUUGAAUCCAAUUAAUUUAUUGAUGUUAUGUCUGCUGUUGUAUCAUGAAACAGAAGGAAGGGUCAAUAUUUCCAUCUGAAGAGGUUGUCGUGAAAAUAUGUUAUAAAGUAUAAAUCGAUAGUGUCAGUUGCCGACUCUUUUUUGACUUACACAGAUUUCUCUAUCCUGCUGUAAUACCACACAUUUUUUGGUGACAAAGGAGUUGGACUAUAGUCUCUUGUUAUUUAUUAAAUUGAAUCAUCCAUGGCCCCCAGAGAAUCUCAUGACAUGUUACAUUUUUGGGCUGCAUUCUGCUGACUAGCAACAGCCAUUAAGUAAGUGGGUAUAACACAAUGGUAUUGUGAGCCUGUCAACUCAGACUAAAUAGCAUAGUACUGGGGUAGUUUAUUGAGAAAGGUUUGCACACUUGAGAAGGAAGAAGUGAAUAAGGGAAGGAUAGAAUACUUUGCUUCUGUUGAUUUUCAUUUUAUUCAGUUGAAUGAGUGGCCUCAAGAAGGAUUUCCAUAGCUGGUUCUUCCAACCUCCAAUGACACUGCUGAACAAGGUGGUUUUGCCCUCUGGAGGGAGGUAUACCAUCACCCUCCAGUUGGCAGCUGUGAUGUGCUGUGUGAUGGUAUGUGGCGGGACCCCUGACCCCCGUCAGAGGGAGACAAUGAUGCACCAGGAGGUCUCCAGGCAGACAGGAGGUCAUGUGCAGCUGACAGGUGCAGAGCAGCGGCUCGACGCACACCUUCGCAAGCUAAAAGAACAAGAGAUGGCUGCGGCCCAGUUCCCUCCUGCCUUUCACUUCUUCAAGGCACGGCCCCUCAUCCAUAAGAGUCCCAUCUUUAGCCUGCUGCAAAGGAUGCCCAAAGGGGCAGCCCUCCACAUCCACAGCUCAUCCCUGGUGAGUGUUGAUUGGCUGGUGAAGAACAUCACGUACAGGCCCCAUUGUUACAUCUGCUUCACAUGGGGCAGGUCUGUACGGUUCGUCUUCUCUAGUCGCCGGCCCUUCCCUACCUGGGACUGCCUCCUCUGGCAACUGUUGAAGACCUUGAGAGCCAACAUGGCGGAUCCUACAGACUUUGACUACAGCUUAAUGCAGAACCUCACACUGUUCACUGAGGAUCCAGACACUACCUACCCGAGCCAAGAUGCAGUGUGGGAGAGGUUUGAGAUGGCAUUCGUGGCCAUAGCUGGGCUGGUCASCUACGCUCCUGUGUUUAAAGACUUUCUCUACAAGGGCUUAGAACAGCUGUUUCAUGACAACAUCAUGUACCUGGAACUAAGAACUGGACUAUCAAGGACAUAUGAGCUGGAUGGAAGCAUCCAUGAUAAAGCCUGGUCCCUGAGGACUUAUCAGGAAGUCACUCAACAGUUUGUGGCUGAACACCCUAGCUUUCUAGGGGCUCGACUCAUCAUUUCCGUCCAUAGGCUUCUAAGUGUGUCUGAUGUUAAAGCAGCUGUAAAAGAGGCCAUUCAGAUGCAGAAGGAUUUCCCAGAGUUUGUUGCAGGAUUCGACCUGGUUGGCAGGGAGGACAGGGGACGACCUCUCUGGUUCUUCAGGGAGGCCUUAUCUCUACCUGCAGAGCUUGGAGUCACGCUGCCAUACUUCUUUCAUGCAGGAGAGACUGACCAUGAAGGCACUGAAGUGGAUGAAAACAUUCUGGAUGCCCUACUGUUCAACACCACACGAAUUGGGCAUGGUCGUGACAAUGGGUAUGCGUUGGCACACCACCCACUGGCAAAGGAGCUCUCCAUGAAAGACAACGUGGCUGUGGAAGUAUGCCCCAUCUCAAACCAGGUGCUGAAGCUUGUGUCCAACCUAAGGAACCACCCUGCAGCUGUGCUGAUGUCUGAGGGCUACCCCAUGGUGGUCAGCUCUGAUGACCCGUCCCUGUUUGGGACCACUGAGCGUUUCUAUGACUUCUAUGAGGUGUWUGUGGGCAUCGGUGGCUUGAGGGCUAACCUGGGCACUCUCAAGGAGCUGGCCAUCAACUCCAUAAGAUAUAGCUCACUGCCAUCACAGUUGAAGGAGAGAGGGCUGGCCAUGUGGCAGAGGAUGUGGGAUAAGUUCAUCUCUGAGAACUCAUAGAGAAAUCCCUGAGCAGUCGAGGACGGGACUUCUUCAAAACCACAAUGAUGUCAACUCAGCUCUAUAUGAUGUCAAUGCAGACACAUAUUCUCUGACCCUCUUUGGUGAAAAUCUACAGUGAAUCAAUAACAAACCACAA